GAGAUGUCCCCAUCCUCUGUAUUCCCAGGACUGUACAGAGGAGAAUCACAGGACCCCACAGGAGGAUCAGGUAGAAAAUCUUUCUCGUAUAAAGGCAGAAGCUAUAAGGAGAGAAGAAGAGACGUAUGUGACUGAUAUAAAGGCUGAAGAUAUAGAGGAAGAAGAGGAGACGUAUGUGACUGAUAUAAAGGCAGAAGAUGUAGAUGGAGAAGAAGAGACGUAUGUGACUGAUAUAAAGGCAGAAGAUACAGAGGGAGAAGAAGAGACAUAUAUGACUGAUAUAAAAGCAGAAGAUAUAGAGGGAGAAGAAGAGACGUAUGUGACUGAUAUAAAGGCAGAAUAUAUAGAUGGAGAAGAAGAGACGUAUGUGACUGAUAUAAAGGCAGAAGAUCUAGAGGGAGAAGAAGAGAUGUAUGUGAUUGAUAUGAAGGUAGAAGAUACAGAGGGAGAAGAAGAGACGUAUGUGACUGAUAUGAAGGCAGAAGAUAUAGAUGGAGAAGAAGAGACGUAUAUGACUGAUAUAAAGGCAGAAGAUAUAGAGGGAGAAGGAGAGACGUAUGUGACUGAUAUAAAGGCAGAAUAUACAGAGGGAGAAGAAGAGACGUAUGUGAGGAGUGAUCAGCAGUGUAAGGAGGAGGAGAUCCCUACAGAUAUCAGCACAGAUGGGCACACAAGCAGGAACAUCUCAGAAGGACAUCUAAUGUUAUCCCUGGAUUCUGAAAUAACCGAUAACGACAGUAGACAGGAUUCUCCAGGAGCUAACCCCAUUACCCCAAUUAUACAUCCAGCUCUAUCAGCUGAUCCCCCUGAUCCUGGGAAAUGUUCUCCUGAUCACUCUGAUAUUGGUGCAUCUGUUACAGCUCUGACAGUAGAUACAGUGUUUCCCUGUUCUAUAUAUGCCAAAUGUUUUACACAGAACACAAAGCGUAUUACCAAUCAGACAGCUAAGGCAGGUGAGAGUCCAUUUCCAUGUUCUGAGUGUGGGAAAUGUUUUACAUAUAAAUCAUAUCUUGUUAGACAUGAGAGAAGUCACACAGGUGAGAAGCCAUAUUCCUGUUCUGAGUGUGGGAUAUGUUUUACACAGAAAUCAGCUCUUGUUAUACAUCAGAGAAGUCACACAGGUGAGAAGCCGUAUUCCUGUUCUGAGUGUGGGAAAUGUUUUGCACUGAAAUCACAUCUUGUUCCACAUCAGAGAAGUCACACAGGUGAGAAGCCAUUUUCCUGUUCUGAGUGUGGGAAAUGUUUUGCACACAAAUCAUAUUUUGUUAUACAUCAGAGAAGUCACACAGGUGAGAUGCCAUUUUCCUGUUCUGAGUGUGGGAAAUGUUUUGCACACAAAUCAUAUUUUGUUAUACAUCAGAGAAGUCACACAGGUGAGAUGCCAUUUUCCUGUUCUGAGUGUGGGAAAUGUUUUUCAUCGACAUCACAUCUUGGAAGACAUCAGAGGAGUCACACAGGUGAGAAGCCAUUUUCCUGUUCUGAGUGUGGGAAAUGUUUUUCAUCGACAUCACAUCUUGUUAUACAUCAGAGAAGUCACACAGGUGAGAAGCCAUAUUCCUGUUCUGAGUGUGGGAUAUGUUUUACACAGAAAUCAGCUCUUGUUAGACAUGAGAGAAGUCACACAGGUGAGAAGCCGUAUUCCUGUUCUGAGUGUGGGAAAUGUUUUGCACACAAAUCACAUUUAGUUAUACAUCAGAGAAGUCACACAGGUGAGAAGCCAUUUUCCUGUUCUGAGUGUGGGAAAUGUUUUUUAUCGACAUCACAUCUUGUUAUACAUCAGAGAAGUCACACAGGUGAGAUGCCAUUUUCCUGUUCUGAGUGUGGGAAAUGUUUUGCACACAAAUCAUAUUUUGUUAUACAUCAGAGAAGUCACACAGGUGAGAUGCCAUUUUCCUGUUCUGAGUGUGGGAAAUGUUUUUCAUCGACAUCACAUCUUGUUAGACAUCAGAGGAGUCACACAGGUGAGAAGCCAUUUUCCUGUUCUGAGUGUGGGAAAUGUUUUUCAUCGACAUCACAUCUUGUUAGACAUCAGAGGAGUCACACAGGUGAGAAGCCAUUUUCCUGUUCUCAGUGUGGGAAAUGUUUUGCACGGAAAUCAGUUCUUGUUAAACAUCAGCGAUUUCACAGAUGAGAAGCCAUUUUCAUGCUGUGAGAGAAAUAAAUCUGCUCUUGUUGAACAUAUUAGACAUUACCCAAGUACGGAACCAUUUACAUCUUCUGGAGUAUAAUUAUCACUGCCGUCCAAUGUUCCUCAAGGGUGAAUCCGAUCUCUUAUGCUUUAUAAAAUAUACAUGCUACCACUGGGUGAUAUAAUCAGACGUCAUGGCCUGGUCUACCACUGCUAUGCAGAUUGCCUGCUUUUUGCACCAUGUACUGAGAACCUAAUACCAAUCCUAAAUGGUUGUCUAGCUGAGCGCCUGGGGUUGAUGAUGCCAGUUGGCUGUGACUCGGUCUUUGUGAAACAUAAUAGAAGCUCACCAACAAAGGACAAGACUACAGCUUUACCAAC
Messenger RNA from Pseudophryne corroboree (corroboree frog), 2509 nucleotides. Its product is annotated as oocyte zinc finger protein XlCOF22-like. Lineage: Eukaryota; Metazoa; Chordata; Amphibia; Anura; Myobatrachidae. Gene Ontology annotation, biological process: regulation of transcription by RNA polymerase II. Gene Ontology annotation, cellular component: nucleus. The transcript has 3 exons. The record is from RefSeq and is a predicted model, not a curated record. Bases 272 to 2131 code for a protein of 619 amino acids. Gene Ontology annotation, molecular function: RNA polymerase II cis-regulatory region sequence-specific DNA binding; DNA-binding transcription factor activity, RNA polymerase II-specific.